Messenger RNA from Amoebophrya sp. A120, 6043 nucleotides. The record is from the annotation of a GenBank genome assembly. NCBI's taxonomy places the organism in Eukaryota, Dinophyceae, Syndiniales, Amoebophryaceae.
AGUAGUGCUGCAAAUAACAAAAGUAAAAAGAUGCGCGCCUUGUUCAAUCUCUAUUGAAGCAUGGCGCGUAACAAAUACAGCAAAAUGAGGUGCCUCGUGACGGUGUUCCUCGGACUUGCGUCGUGGUUCCUUCCGACAGUAUCCGCAGCUUCCUUGCCCAUAGCUGCGAAGCCCACAACUUCUGGAAGAUUCAUGUUACCCGCAGGCGCAGUGGCGACAGAUGAUGAGGGGAUAGUACUCCACGACCCGCCGCUGCAUUCUGAUGCUGUUUUGGCACAGCAAGAACAGCCUGGGUUUCUCGAGGAAAGAAACGAUGGCGCGACUUCAUCCGCUUCCCGGCAAAGCAGCCCCCCAUUUGAGAAGCAAACCAGCCCAGGAGCGCAGUCUACCGCAUACGAUACUUGUGCUGACACGUGCAGGUCCUCUGCGUCAGCCCCUGCUUCACCACCCUCGUCUUCCCGCCCCUCGACCACUUCCUCCGCCGCAGGUGGGUCGUCCCCCUUUUCUCCGGCGGAUUCUAUGCCCUCGACCAGCGAAAUUGCCCCUUUAACCGGGAUCUAUCAAAUGCAAAAAUGUCUGGGUCUGGAAACUUGUGAUGCUGGGUGGCGUCUCAUGAUGAGGCUACAAAUGCUGGCUCAGCAUGACAAGUUUCUGAGCUCCUAGGUGUUGCCUAUUCUGCAUGACAAACUGCGCUUCUGCAUCACAGAAAAGCGGAGCUCUUGGGUAACGUGCAUGACAGAUUUAAGAGUCAUGCCAGACAAGCAUGACAAACAUGAAUUCUUCCACAGACCCAGACAUUUUUACAGUUGAUAGGAUCUCCCUCGUGACAAUCGGCGGGGACAAAAUUCUGGAGAACUUAACCAUCCGGCUGGACCGAGUGUUUUCCAAGGACUACCAAUCCCGGCGGGGGCGGAGCAGCAGGGGAUCUUUCUUUUUCGGAGGAAGCGGCGCUGAAGAAAUUGAAAGCCAUGAUGUGUAUAGCGGUCCUAGCAGGGAUGUCGUACAGGGUCUGCUAGACACAAGUCGAGCGGGCACGACUGCAGAUCAUGGGCCACAUGCAGCGAGCAACUGCUACAACGCCUUUGUGCAGUUUUUGAAUCAAGAAAUCUACUUCUCGAAGGCAGAAUUUUUGGAAAAUAAGACAAAGAACAGCAAUCUUCCGGGAGAAAAAAAUGGAGCUGCGAACAAAAAGAACAAACAUAAAGGACAGUCUGCUCCUACAACAGUGACUAUCGAAUUAGACUCUCUCCUCGAUCCGGUCUACGAUGUGAUUCUCACUCCUGGAGGCGUAAAUCUCGCUAAACUCUGGUCUGACCACGCAAUGAUUCCCGAAGACGCCGAUCCGAGGUUGUUGUUUCAUCUCGACGAGUUCUUGUUUAGAACAGGCCCAAAAGGUCGUGGUGGAAUGCCGGUUUUAUCGGACAACAGUGCUUUAACCCUGAUCCGGAAACCGAAGACAUUACAGAAUCUCUUAACCUCCGACUACAUGAAUGGAAGAAAUGGUAUCCCACGAAAAAACUGUUUCACUGUGAUGGCUUUGCAAGAUUUGCAUCACAAGUUUGUUACACAUGACAAAGAAAACUUGGCAUGCGUGCUUCCUAAGGGAAAACACAGCUAAAAUUCCAAUGUGUAGCAAGACAAACACACUUGCGUUCCGUUCUAUGCAUCACAAGUUUACAGUGAAACAGUUUUUUCUUGCGAUAAGUGGGCCGCUGUACUUGCUGAAGAAGCAGCUCUACUACAGCGAGUUUUUGAAAAUUCCCUCUGAAGUAUGAGAGUGCACAACCCCCUCCUCCUCAUUUGAAUGGCAUGAGCAGCAACACAAGCAACGCCAGAUAUGUGGCUUCCGCAUGACAAAUUUGGACUCGGAUUGUAGUACUGUUUGAGGCUCCAAAAUUUGUCACGCAAACUGUGCUCAGAAGCAAGAUGCGAAUUUAGUACUUUGCAUUACAAAUGAGGGGGGGGGAGUUGUGCACUCUCAUGUGAAGCCGAGCCGGUGCAGGAGAUUGACGCCGUACGCGACCCAGAAAUGCGGGCGACCGCGAAACUUGUGGGGUUGAAAAUGCUGGACGUUUUGGUGAAGCAGGAAAUUGUGGAGGAAUUGAAAAGGACAACGAGAACUUCUGGUGCAGCUGCUGCGCGGACAGGUACUAGUAGUGGCUCAUCUUCGUCUUCCUUGAUGUCUCCUGCACCACAAGAAGAACAACCAGCACCAUCUCCCCCAGUUGCCCUCCUCGACCCGCUCCCGCAAACCGAAGGGUUGAAGCUCGACAUUUUGCGGUCCGCGAGGAUCGAGCAGCCGUUUUCGCGCCCGCAUGCCACGUUACUGGAUCCGGUGACCGAUUUCGAAGAAAUGCUGCAGCGGAAUGUGAUCGUGAAAAAGAACGCCGAAAACCUCGCUUUGCAACCGGAGCUAGUGGACAGCACGGUGGAACGGCCGAGGUGCUGGACGAGAAAUUGUUUUCAACUUGUGAUGAACGAUUAUAGGGGAGAUGAGCAAGACGGAGGACAACUACACGAAGAUCUUCACCUUCACGGGAAUGAUUAUCACGAUCAUGAUGACAUCGUCGACCACGACGGGAACGAAACCCAAUUUCCCGCUGAGCAUCAAGGAGCUGAAAUUAUUGCCCAGCACUCGGAAGAUGUCGCGGAUCAGCCAAUGGAUGCCCUUCCUGGUAUAGUUCGGGAAGAUGCGGAGCGGCCAGACGCUGCUCAGCAAGAAGCUGGAGCUGUACCAGGAGACCCGACGCUACAUCUACAGCUGCAUCAUCAAAUUGCUGCUGUCCCCUACCCCGCUGUUUACCGUCCAGUUGCGGUUGCGCGCCAACAUCCCGCGGCUCUGAACGGAGACGUCCUCGAGGCCCAGGAUGUUGUGAUGCAGCAAGGCGAUGAUCUUGAUCCUCACCCGGCACAAGAAGUGCAAAUGGAGGUGGUGGAGCUGCAACAGGAGGAGCAGCAUGAUCCUGAUGUACAACGUCCACAGCCGGAGCAACAGGUGUUCCUCCAACAUCACCAAAUCCAUGAGCAAGAAUGGCAUUACGACGCUCGUCGGGAAGAAGCCCAGUCCGUCCUCGCCGUCGACUUCGCAGCCCUGGAACUUGAACUAGCCGCGCACGAAAUUAACAGGAAAAAAUCCCUCGCGAGCCACAGAUUCACCGCAGAGACCCUGCUGCGUUUGUUGGACGCGCAGCAAGAGGCGACGUGUGGGAUUAGGUGUUUGAAUCAUGUUGCCUCUGGAUCAACAACUACAUCGGGAACGACGACCAAAUUGGUGCAUACGUACCGUGCGAAUAAACCUGAAGAACAAGGACCAGUUUCGACGGAUGGCGCAGUAGCAGGAGCCACAACAGGAGCACCACGAUUGCAAUUGCUGGUGAAAAAAGCUCCUUCUGACCAGGAUGAUCCUGAAAUAGCGGGAAGCAAUGCAAAACCAAGUAGCAGCUCCGCGUCGUCCGGUCGUGCAGCAGUUCUUCCUCGUCAUCUUCGCGAGGACUAUCACAUCGAGAUCUUUACCAAGCGGUCAGAUCUGAAUGAAGACCAGCCCUACGUAUGGCUUUCGGUGGCCUUCUACCCGGCGAGACAACGACCGCGACGACAUCAAUAUCAAAUGUAAAAAUGUCUGGGUCUGGAAACUUGUGAUGCUGGGUGGCGUCGCAUGAUGAGGCCACAAAUGCUGGCUCAGCAUGACAAGUUUCUGAGCUUCUAGGUGUUGCCUAUUCUGCAUGACAGACUGCGUUUCUGCAUCACAGAAAAAUGGGUCUCUUGGGUGACGUGCAUGACAGAUUUAAGAUUCAGUCAUGCCAGACAAGCAUGACAAACAUGCAUUCUUCCAGACCCAGACACUUUUACAUUUGAUAAUCAAGGGGCUAGUACAACUUCAUCAAAAUUUAGAUCUACAACCAUAGGCGAAGAUGAAGAUGAUGUUGGUAUUUCAGAACUAGUACACCAAGAUGAACAACUACCUCCGACCGGCGCCAACCUCCUAGAGGAAGAGAAAAGGAGAAAACUGCUGCAGCGGGUCGACUUGCGGUUCGAGUUAGAGACGAGUGUUGGUGGUGAAGCUUCGUCAAAUAAUCCGCCACAACCAAAUUUUUAUUACGAAAUGUACAAUUACGACUUCGAUGACGACGGGUACUACCAGGAACAUCUUGUCCAGCAGAACAAUGGCCAGCACAUGCAGCACAACACUUUCGGUCACAUGCAGUUCAUAUGGAUUGUAAAAAUGUCUGGGUCUGGAAGAUUGAAACUUGUCAUGCUGAUUUUGCACUCUAAAAAAAUUUGUAUUGCAUGACCAGAAAGAGGGGUCCGGUUUGUGCUACACGGACAGGGCAUUUCUCAUGCGAAAGGUGCAUCAGGAAGGGUUCUAAAAAUCUGCAAUGCUAGGGCAUACAUCACAGACUAUCAUGGGUCAUGAGAAAUAUGCAUGACAAAUCUUGCAUUCUUCCAGACCCAGACACUUUUACAGUUGAUAGUUCAAGAAGCCACUAAACAGACCGCCGUACGGCUUACGCGGCGUCGUGCAAUCAGAAGAACACACAGGAAUAGUCACCAUGGUACGCAACACAAAGUCCGAGGACGUGUUGCUCCGGGAUGUUUCUGUCUUCUUUUCCGCGGUGGUGCUGAAUAACAAUUGGGUCCCGAAGCACGUGACGCUCGAUCGGGAGUGGCAUUUGUUCUACGAGCAUCAAUACCAAAUGCAAAUAUGUCUGGAUCUCGAAAGAACUUGUAAUGCUAGGCCGUGAAAAAUGAAUGCUCUGUAAUGCGCAGCGAAGCAUGAGAAAUAGUUGCGCAGCUACGUAUUGCCCAUCCCGCAUGACAAACUGGUUUUUGGAUGACAAACAAAAGGACCUCGUCGUCGUGGACACGCAUCACAAGCUCUACAGUCAUGUCAGACAAGCAUGACAAACUGGUAUUGUUCCAGACCCUGACUACAUAUUUGCUAUGCAUAAUCAAAUUGGAGCGGAGAAACAGGACAGCGACAGUGAGGACGCAGAAGACGAUAGUUUGCUGGACUGGGUUGGCACCGGGGGAAAUUGUUCAUCACACGGAGCUAGUACAUCACACAUGCAAGGUCAUCUACUUGAGGUUGCUCCACCACGACCUGGAAGUGGUGUGAAUAGUACAGGAGGUUUAUUUCUCGCACCUAGUUCAUCAUCAACACACGGUGUAGUCGAUAUGAUUACGGAACAAGUCGAACUUGAUGAAAAAGCAAUAUCCGCGAAGAAGAACUUCUCCCCCCAAGUUCACGCCCGGUGCGUUGCCGCUCACAUGAGAGCGGUCACUUUACCGCCACCGGAUGCGGCCUUGCGGGUUGGAGGUGCAGGGCGGGACGUCGGGCACAGGUUUUUGGUGCCUGGGCCGGGAACCAUGCGAGCAGGGGACAUUGCGGUGUACUGGUGAGAAGGUAUGGACAAUGGUGAUGCUCAUAUCUGAUGUAGUUUCUGGGCUGCACCAAGUUACGUCUUCAACAAAAUUAUUCCGAGAAUAUAGAAGCUCGAGUUGUUUCAAUUUUGUUUCCCUCAGUCACUCCUGUAAGUCGAUCUGUCGCUGGUCAAAUACAGCUGCAAGAAAGGUCAUGCGACUCGGCACUGGCGGGUCGGGCUUGGUGGGGUUGCGUUUUCCUUUUUAUCAUUUCUCGCAUGUCAUGAUAGCGACAUUCUGAAAUUUUGGCUGUUGAAAUAUUUUUGCUAUGAGCAGAACACAAAUCAACCUUGUCAAACUAACAUCGUGGUCCCUCGUUGUUUCGAAGAGAUCAUUUUGUGCCACUGAUAAUUUUCAUUCUAUCGAGGCGGAAAUCGAAAACGGCCGUCGGCCUGCCACCGAGGCGACUGCGGAAGACAGUUGUACUAGACUUGGUGCACGAUAGGCUCUACUUUGUAGCACACCCGGUUUAUUAAGUACUUCUGCAUGUUGACCUGGACACCGCCACACGCAAAUCAUAGCGAGGAUCGGCGUUACUGCAAAAACAAUGCCUCGGAGGAGUAUCUUCUUUUGGUCUUCGCAAGCAAACAACUUAGGUUCAUAGACGCUGAAAAUUAUGCUG